Molecule: messenger RNA, 2677 nt
Organism: Equus caballus (horse)
Lineage: Eukaryota; Metazoa; Chordata; Mammalia; Perissodactyla; Equidae
Source: RefSeq, a predicted model, not a curated record
GUCGGUUUCCAUGGAGUGAACACAACAAGACAGGCAGCUAAGACUCCCUCCAGCACGGAGCGGAGCGCCUCCAGUUUCAACCAAGACAUUGUUUUUUCUCAUGGAACUAACACUGACCAAAAUGUCGGACAUGACAAAGCUCCACCAAGCUGUGGCUGCGGGGAAUUACAGUUUAGUGAAAAAGAUUUUGAAGAAAGGUCUCUGUGACCCAAACUACAAGGACGUGGACUGGAAUGACCGAACCCCACUUCACUGGGCUGCAAUCAACGGGCAUAUGGAGGUGAUGCAGAUUCUCAUAGAACACGGAGCCAGGCCCUGCCUGGUAACUGAUGUGGGCUGGACCCCGGCUCAUUUUGCAGCUGAGUCAGGACAUCUGAAUGUGCUCAAAAUUCUCCACACGUUGCAUGCCGCCAUCGAUGCCCCUGAUUUCUUUGGAGACACACCAAAGAGGAUCGCAGAGAUCUAUGGGCAGAAAGCCUGUGUGGCAUUCCUGGAGAAAUGCUGAAAUUCCUCAGUGUCCUGUGUGACUCUCCUCUACUGACUUUCUUUGAGUAGUCUCACCCUCGUGACCAAUGGGUGGGUGAACAUGGUACACGAUUCCAGCAUAACUGACGUGGAGGAGGAGUGGUUCCUCCAAAUAAUGGGGAGUGCUAUCACCAGGAAAAGUGGGCAGGAAGUGCUGAGCCAACAAAAACAAGGAAGGUCAACCACAUCACGUGUAAGUCAUUUCUACUUAUCAUCAUCUCCCAUAUCACAUGUAAGUCAUUUCUACUUAGCAUCAUCAUCAUGAGGAGCUUCCUUUCUGAAAGAGUGUUUAGAGAGAAGGAAUCCUGGUUAAGGGGAAAUUAAUCUGGAUCUUGAAAUAUAGCUAAGAUCUGGUUAACGGAGGAGGGAGAAAGAGUCUUGAUUUGGCGUGAAGGCAUCAAGUUGGAAAUGUGCAUACACUGUGUGUAUAUGUGAGGAGGUGGAGGGAUAGUGGAGGGAUGAGUGGCCUGGCUAAGUAGAGCAUUCACGCUGAGAGAAGUAGUGAAUAAGGUUGGGUGGGUGGGUGACCACAGUGAGCUGGGCAAGCAGAUGAAUGUGAACUCAGCAGGGGAUUGACAAGGUGAAACAGACACUUUAGCAAAGUCACUCCUGUAGUGGAAGAGGUGGCCGUGGUGCUGUGCAGGCAGCAUUGGAGCACUCAGCCUGUAGGCAAGGAGCUCACCUAAGGAAUUUCUUAACGCUUCAUGUUGCAAGAGGGUGGAUUUCUGGGCUAGGAAGAUGAAGAGAACGGUAUAAGUGAAUUUCAAAAGAAGCCUAGACAGUAUUUCAUAAUUUUCUGACUAUCCUACGGAUCCUAGCGGAACAAUUCAACUUUUGAUUCAACCUCUCUAAGUAGCAAAUCUCUCAUUCGAAAAAUAUUUUUGAGCCCUACUAUGUGCAAGGCAUUGAUCUAGAUACCAAAAAGGAUUCAAAGAUAAAUCAGAUACAGUGCUGGACAUUAAGAAGUUCCCUGGCUGGGAGAGGAGAUAACUUGUUUACAUAAAUAACGCUAACACGAGACUGAAAGUGACAAAACAGCAUAUGUGGUCUGAAUAUGGAGAGGUCACUUCUAGCCUGCUCAGGGAGAUGGGGGCUGACGGACAAGCAGGUUUACUAUCCUCUUAAUGGACUGUGCUUUUCAUAAUGCUUUGCACUUAAGAUACUGUUUGCCCUCCCCAUACCAUCAUCUAGCCUCUCAAAUUCCACUUGUCCUCAUAUUGGCUCAAAUUUUAUCUCUGUGAAGUGGCUUUCACAUUUCACAUUAAAGCCACAUCUUUAAGCGAGUCACACACUCACCUUUGGCCUCAUAUAUAAAACGGUACUUUUGUAUGCUUCCCAUUGUCCAUGUGUAUAUGAUGAUCAAUUCAUCAACCUAUUUCUCUAUUGAUCAUCUAUUCUAUUUUUCUAUAUCUAUCAUCUAUGUAUCAUUUAACUAUUCCUUACAUAAAUCCAUCUAUACAUAAAAUACAUAUGCAAUUAUGAGUAAUUUUUAUUUUCUUCUUUAGAUGUUUCUGUACCUUAAAAUUUUAUACAAUGAAGAGACAUGGCUUUUAUAAUUAGGAAAAACUACAAUUAAAAAAUAAAUGAAGGGGGCUGGCCCAGUGGUGUAGCAGUUGAGUUCACCUGCUCUGGUUUGUUGGUCUGGGGUUAACCAGGUGGGAUGCUGGGAAUUGACCUAGACGUGGCUUAUCAAGCCAUGCUGUGGCAAGAGUCCUACAUAUAAAAUAGAGGAAGAUGGGCACAGAUGUUAGCUCAGGGCCAAUCUUCCUCAGCAAAAAGAGGAGGAUUGGUGGCAGAUGUUAGCACAGGGCUACUCUUCCUCAAAAAAGAAAAAAUAAAAUAAAUGAAGGAAAACAGCCUCCCAAUAAUAUGCUGGUUGCUCUAUAAAUGUGAGCACUUUAAGAAUUAGCAGUGUCUUCUUCAAGUUAAGUGCCUGUCUCAGAUUCUAUUAACAUCCCACUCCGAGCACGCCAUUUUUCUCCACCUCCAAGUAGUUUCUUUCGUGUCUGAGACCUCUCUAAGGGGACACUUGGAAAUGCUCCAACUUGGCCUCCUCCCUUCUUGUCUGUGUCACGGAAACCCCAGGCUGUGUGCAGGGGGCGGGAAGUGAGGUCUGUUUCCUGUCCGCGCUGAGAGCCGCCCUGUUCCCCUC